AUGUGGACAGCUGGCUAUGGCUUUGAAGAACUUGUACAGGCCAUCUGGUUUGAUGCGCCGGAUGGACGGUAUACUUUCGUCGGUAGUGCGGAGACGCGUGCUUUCGACCUUAAGUUUCCUGCACAAGAGCAAGACGGGCGUUUCAGUUGCCGAGUUACAUGCGACUGGAAAGCCUUGAUGGAUGCACUGUUCAUGGAGGAGAGAUACGUACGGCGGCAUCAAGAUCCAGGUCCAUCUUUCUACGAGAUUGCGGAGGAAGGCAUACGCGCGAAUUUGGUCAAGGCUGAGCAUGGUGUCAUCACCAGGACUACUACAUCGGACCCAGAUGCGUGGGAAAAGGCUAUCGCGUAUGAGAAGGAGCUAUACGAAGUGGAACUCGGGAGGCUUUUGGGGACACAUUGCCGACACAAUGAGGAAGCUAAAACCCUCUAUGCUACAGCCUUCCAGCAGAGAUUACGUCUUGCGUUCAGCAAGGAGGGUAAAGACCUUUACAAUGAUGUCUUUGAUCAUGGGUGCGACGCCAAUACGCCACUGAGUUUCAACCUCGAGAAAACUGGAUUCUACCAAAUCAAACCAAGACAGAUCAUCAGUCUUGUCACACGCUUUAUCUCGAUCCUUUGUGUGGCCUCGUGA
Alternaria ethzedia is the source of this 633-nucleotide messenger RNA. RefSeq lists its product as uncharacterized. The coding region runs from base 1 to 633 and encodes 210 amino acids. The transcript is spliced from 2 exons. The record is from RefSeq and is a predicted model, not a curated record. Lineage: Eukaryota; Fungi; Ascomycota; Dothideomycetes; Pleosporales; Pleosporaceae.